AUGUCUUCCAAGCGACCAGCCUCUCCGUAUGGGGAAGCAGAUGGAGAGGUAGCCAUGGUGACAAGCAGACAGAAAGUGGGAGAAGAGGAGAGUGACGGGCUCCCAGCCUUUCACCUUCCCUUGCAUGUGAGUUUUCCCAACAAGCCUCACUCUGAGGAAUUUCAGCCUGUUUCUCUGCUGACGCAAGAGAACUGUGGCCAUAGGACUCCCACUUCUCAGCACAACACAAUGGAAGUUGAUGGCAAUAAAGUGAUGUCUUCAUUUGCCCCGCACAACUCAUCUACCUCACCCUUGAAGGCAGAAGAAGGUGGGCGUCAGAGUGGAGAAUCGUUGUCCAGCACAGCCCUGGGAACCCCUGAAAGGCGCAAAGGGAGCCUCGCGGAUGUUGUAGACACCCUUAAGCAAAGGAAAAUGGAAGAGCUCAUCAAAAAUGAGCCAGAAGAAACUCCCAGUAUUGAAAAGCUACUAUCAAAGGACUGGAAAGACAAGCUUCUUGCCAUGGGAUCAGGGAACUUUGGAGAAAUAAAAGGGACUCCAGAAAGCCUCGCUGAGAAAGAAAGACAGCUCAUGGGUAUGAUCAAUCAGCUGACCAGUUUGCGAGAACAGCUGCUAGCAGCUCAUGAUGAACAGAAGAAACUGGCUGCAUCGCAGAUCGAGAAACAACGCCAACAAAUGGAGCUGGCUAAGCAGCAACAGGAACAGAUUGCGAGACAACAGCAGCAGCUCCUGCAGCAGCAACACAAAAUUAACCUUCUGCAGCAACAGAUCCAGGUCCAGGGUCAGCUGCCUCCAUUAAUGAUUCCCGUAUUCCCUCCAGAUCAACGAACCCUAGCAGCAGCUGCACAGCAAGGAUUCCUUCUUCCUCCUGGUUUCAGCUACAAAGCGGGAUGCAAUAUCGUACUUGGACGUGACCUGAAGUUUCUUUGGCCACAGUUGUAUGCUGCCCAACUUGCUGCGAUGCAAGUGUCUCCGGGAGGCAAGAUACCUGGCAUGCCCCAGGGUAACCUUGGUGCUGCUGUAUCCCCUACCAGCAUCCACACAGACAAGAGCACAAACAGUCCUCCACCCAAAAGCAAGGAUGAAGUGGCCCAGCCUCUGAACCUUUCAGCCAAACCCAAGACAUCUGAUGGCAAGUCUCCCACAUCACCCACCUCUCCUCAUAUGCCAACUCUGAGAAUAAACAGUGGGGCCAGUUCACUAAAGUCAUCCAUGCCAGCAGCAUUAGCUAGUCCUUCAGCCAGGGCUAACACAAUAGGUUAUUUAAAUGACCACGAUGCUGUUACCAAGGCAAUCCAGGAGGCCCGACAGAUGAAGGAGCAACUUCGGAGGGAACAACAGGUGCUGGAUGGGAAGGUGGCUGUUGUGAACAGCCUGGGUCUCAAUAACUGCAGGACAGAAAAGGACAAAACAACACUGGAGACCCUGACUCAGCAACUGGCAGUAAAACAGAGUGAAGACGGGAAGUUUAGCCAUGCAAUGAUGGAUUUCAACAUGAGUGGAGAUUCUGAUGGAAGUGCAGGAGUUUCAGAAUCUAGAAUUUAUCGGGAAUCCAGAGGGCGUGGUAGCAAUGAGCCCCAUAUCAAGCGCCCGAUGAAUGCAUUCAUGGUGUGGGCUAAAGAUGAACGGAGGAAGAUCCUUCAAGCCUUCCCUGACAUGCACAACUCCAAUAUCAGCAAGAUACUAGGAUCUCGCUGGAAAGCUAUGACAAACCUAGAGAAGCAGCCAUACUAUGAGGAGCAGGCCCGACUCAGCAAACAGCACCUGGAGAAAUACCCAGACUACAAGUACAAGCCAAGGCCGAAGCGUACCUGCCUUGUAGAUGGCAAAAAAUUACGCAUUGGCGAGUACAAGGCUAUCAUGCGCAACAGACGCCAGGAGAUGAGGCAGUAUUUUAAUGUUGGGCAACAAGCACAGAUUCCCAUUGCCACCACGGGCGUAGUUUACCCAGGAGCCAUUGACGUGUCCAGCAGCCCGGAGCCCGGGAUGCCCGUCAUCCAGAGCACUUACGGCAUCAAAGGCGAGGAGCCUCAUAUCAAGGAAGAGAUGCAGACCGAUGACGUCAAUGGAGAAAUCUACGAUGAAUACGAUGAGGAAGAGGAUGACCCCGAUGUGGACUAUGGCAGUGACAGUGAAAAUCACAUUGCGGGGCAAGCCAACUGAUCAGGGUCCAAAUGUCUCGUGACCUACAGGACUUCAAGGAGGAAAGAAAAAUAAAUAAAGCCCCAUCUGGUUUAUCCUUGCCAGUGGCCAAGCACAUUAACUUUCUCAUACACUGACUGUUACUUUAACUGUUAGUCUUAACUAGUUGGGACAUCAGCUGACUAAUAGACAUCAGCCUGCAUCAGAAGAAAAAAGGCUCAGAAGAAAGGAAACAAAGACAACGACGACAACAACAACAGAACGAUAUAAGCUAUGGGUAAAAUAAUGCCAGUAAUUCAGCUGCUAUACCCAAGCACUGAAGUCUUACCCGUCGACCUUUUAUUAUUAUUAUUUUUUUUUUCAAAUAAACUUUAUGGCUGUUUGUUCUACAAUGUUCUAGAAAUUCUCACUCAGGUACACAGUGCCAACAAGUGGCUUGUGAAUGUGUUUUGUUGUUUUGUGCUACAGUUUAAAGAGAAAUAAUUUUUUUUUUUGGUAAUGCACCUGACAGGAAAGAAAAAAGAUAAAAUUCCUUUUACCCCCUCUGUUUCCUCCUCCUCCUCCUCCUCCUCCCCGGCAAAUCUGGGUCCGAAGUGUGUGUGUGUGCGUGCGUGCCUGUGCGCGUGGCUGGCAAGGAAGGAAGUGGGGAGUCUGUUUCUGUUAACCCCAACAAGCAAUUAUUUCCUUUCAAGACAGGACUUCUCUUCAUCAGUUGCACACCAUACUGAGUCUUUGAGCAAGUGCCAAAUUUGUACUAAAGCGCUGAACUAGUCCAAUUUGCUUCUUUUUUUGGUUGGUCUCUUCUUGCUUUGUUUUUCUUUUGCUUUUCUUUCGCUU
This is a messenger RNA of Opisthocomus hoazin, 2976 nucleotides long. NCBI's taxonomy places the organism in Eukaryota, Metazoa, Chordata, Aves, Opisthocomiformes, Opisthocomidae. The record is from RefSeq and is a predicted model, not a curated record.